Molecule: messenger RNA, 1467 nt
Organism: Iphiclides podalirius (scarce swallowtail)
Lineage: Eukaryota; Metazoa; Arthropoda; Insecta; Lepidoptera; Papilionidae
Source: the annotation of a GenBank genome assembly
AUGAUAAAUCUGUCACCGUCGGGUUAUCGCAACGUUGACGAAGAACGGCGGACCGUAAGUAGCAAGAAGGUGUACUCAAGGAGGCCUUGGUACGCCUUACCGAUUGAUCCUAUUGAGGUUAUAAAGGACGGCUACAGUGAAGGUUACGAUAACGAAGAAAACGAUCCCUCAAAUGAGGAGGACUAUUACGAUCGUAGGCCGGAGUAUGAAGAUCCAAUAACGUCACAGCACGUCGAAGUAUUGCGCCAACUAGAGGCAGAAGCGUCUUCCCCGAAAUACGAGCAGGCUGCUACAUCAAGCUCAGUCGCUGAAUUUUCUAUCGCAAAUGUUAUUAAUUUGAGGGAGGCAGCACUGGUGGCCCUUGGUGGAGCAAGUGCAGCAUUGGUCCUACUAAUCGUAAUGGCUGGAGUGUUCGUGGCUCGUCGUCGUAAAAAUAGCCCGUCUCCCGUGCCCUCGCCACCGAUUCUGGUCUACCCUCCGCACGACGUCACAGCGCCUUGUUAUACGACUAAAGAGGUAAAUUUUUCUCUGCCUUCGCUGCGGUCGUCAUCUCUGGGGGAGUUGCGUGACGUCAGCGUGGGGAGCCAACCCGGGGAAAUAUUAUGCCCACCCACGCCCACGCAGUUUCGAUCCAAUUCUUUCACUAACACAACGGAACUGGGAGUUUUGGAUCCAUCGCUGUACAAAACUGAUUGUUUGGAUGUUGAUCAUCUGUGGCCCGAAGGACACGUAGGGCGAGUGUGGUUCACACUCAAAUAUGAAUCGGCAACCGAACGGCUUCAGAUCCAUAUAAUAAAGGCAAAACAUUUACCAUCUCGUACACCGGCUCUUGCGAAUGCAUGUGAUCCCUUCAUAAAGAUUCAACUAAUGCCUGAUGAAAGAAGGGUGCUCCAGACUAAACAGAAGAAAAAGUCAUGCAAUCCAUUCUUUGAUGAAACUUUUGUUUAUCAAAUACCACCGGGAAAGUUGGAUACGCUGACUUUGAAAUUGUCCGUGUUGGACGCAGGAAGGAUUGGAAAAUUCAAACAACUUAUUGGGCACAUAAUACUACCCCUUAGUGAACUGGAAGGUGUCGCAUCGGAUGAGGAGCCACAAUUAUAUAAGUUGGAUAUCGAAAAAGAUAUUCAAGAGCCACCAUCAGACUUGGGAGAGGUUUUAGUAUCCUUGACUUACAAUGAAAAUCUCAACCGGCUUUCGGUUACUGUCAUAGAAGCUCGGGGGCUUAAGCUGGAUCCAUCAUCGAGCAAACGUGAACUUGUAACUCGGGUUACCCAAGAGCGAGCUUGCAGAGGGGCCCGCGCUAGAAGAACAACAGCCGUUGAAGUAACGGAAGAUGGCGCCGCCCUCGUAUCGGAAUGCUUCCAUUUUAGGCUGCGACCAGACGAGCUGCAUACGACUUGUGUGACUGUGCAGGCUCUGCAGCCCCACUCCGUUUAUGCCAAAGAUCGUUUACUAGGAAGUUCGUAU